UGCGCCGCCGAAGUUACAAUGUUAUUGUAUGCGUAGUGCUGCGUCACUCGCGCCAGCUGAUCGCGCGACUUUUUACUUCUCUCGCUCUCUGUUUUGCUCGUCGUGUUAUUGCUCUCGCUCGAGACGUCUCGCGUGUCGUGUCGUGCGUAUUUGCAUCGGACCAUACACGCCUCCAACUCUCUCUCUUUCUCUCUCUAUGAGCAUAAUAAACUCAAAUAUUUUGGGAAGUCAGUCUGGAGAUGUUUUUCCGACCGAGAGCGUGUAACGUACUCGCGCGCUCCUCCUCGUCGUUCGACGUAAUAAUAAUACCAGUACGUGCGCAAGAGACAUGUUUUUCUGAGCCAGUGUUUUAACACAAUAUAAAAUCGGAGCAAAGUACAGUGCCGUUGAAAACAUUAGAACUUCGUGUGACCGCGAGUCGGAAGCUUGCAUAUUUUCGCCAUGCGAUUGUCAACGGUUUGUUAUUUAGCUGUAACGCUGCUGUGCUGCGUUUGCUUCGCGCAGACUUUCCGAUUUAAAGGAGGGCAAAGAUCUCCAGUUAUUUUGGUACCCGGGGAUGGAGGUAGCCAGGUGGAAGCUCACAUCAACAAGACCUCGGUGGUGCACUACGUCUGCGAAAAAACGUCCAAGGGAUUUUUUAACAUUUGGUUGAAUUUGGAACUGCUGGUGCCGAUAAUCAUCGAUUGCUGGAUUGAUAAUAUGAAGCUUAUCUAUGACAAUGCCACACGGACGUCUAGAAACCCAGAUGGAGUAGAUAUCAAUAUCCCCGGGUGGGGAGACCCUUUCGUUGUGGAAUACUUGGAUCCGAGCAAGGCUUCUCCUGGUGCUUAUUUCAAGUACAUUGGAGAUAUGCUCGUUAAAGAUUUAGGAUACAUUCGUAAUAUAUCAUUACGUGGUGCUCCUUAUGAUUUUAGAAAAGGACCAAAUGAAAAUGAAGAGUACUUUACCAAGCUCAAAGAACUUGUUGAAGAAACUUACAUAAUGAAUUUUAAUCAACCUGUUACUCUGUUAGCUCAUAGCAUGGGUGGUCCAAUGUCUUUGAUAUUUUUACAGCGACAAACUCAAAAAUGGAAAGAUAAAUAUAUCAGUUCUCUGAUAACCCUGGCUGGGGCAUGGGGAGGUUCAGUCAAAGCUCUCAAAGUUUUUGCAAUUGGUGAUGAUUUGGGAGCUUAUUUAUUACGUGAGAGUAUUUUAAAGGAUCAACAAAUUACUAGUCCAAGUUUAGGAUGGUUGUUACCAUCUAAAUUAUUCUGGAAAGAUGAUGAAGUACUAGUACAAACUCAAACCAAAAAUUAUACAUUUGCUAUGAUAAAAGAAUACCUAAUAGAUAUUAAUGUGCCAAAUGGUUGGGAAUUUUAUAAAGACAAUGAAAAGUACCAACUUGAUUUUAGGCCUCCUGGAGUAGUAUUACAUUGUUUGCAUGGAGAAAAAGUUGAUACUGUUGAAAAACUUUAUUAUAAACCUGGAAUUACAAUUGAUGGCUAUCCUCAAUUAAUUCCAGGGAAUGGGGAUGGAACAGUAAACAUAAGAAGUUUGGAAGGUUGCAUGCAUUGGACUGAUAAACAAAAACAAAAAAUUUAUCAUCAACCUUUUCCAGGAGUAAACCAUAUGCAAAUUUUGAGUGACAAAAAAGUUCUAGAUUACAUUAAAAAUGUAUUAAACUUUAGUUAAUACCACUCAGAGAUUCUUUUGAAUUCAGGUUCAAUUAAAUUAAUUAAAUAUUUUAAGAAUGUUGAUAUUAACUUGACUUAGAGAGCAUGGAUAUUUAAAAAAUAUACCAUUGUUCAUACUCUGUUGUGUGUUAGUGAGAUUACACUUGUUAUUUAUAGAAAUCGUAUACAAAUAUUUAUUGUUAAGCUUUUGUAUGCCGCCUUAUAUUCUUGCAGACUUCCACGAAUAAUUUAAUUUUCAUUAAGUUUACCAAAAGUAGUUUAUUUCAUUUUGACUGACUAGAGCUGUGACUAAAAACAUAUGUAUACUUAUUUACAACACAGUGUCUUAGGAUUCGUGGCAAUAUAAAUUAUAAUAAAUAUAAAAUAUUUUCAAUAAAAUGUAAUAACUUUCAUAAAACUCUGUUACUUUUACUUUAUCCUGUGUCCUAACUCAUUUAAAUUGGUAAGGGUUUGAAGUGUCAAAAUAUAAUAACAUUUGAUGAAAUUUUUUAAUAAAUAUUCUGUACUUCUUUACUAAUUUUCCAAACAUUGAUAAUAACCUUCUAUGAAUAUAUUACAUACGCAAAUAUUUCACAGAAAAUAUUACUUUAGAUCUAAAAUUUUACAGACAUAAAAUAGUAGCUUUUCUUCCAUUUUAACUGUCAUUAACAUUCACUUAUUAAAUUGCAAUGUCACAUUUUGUAAAGAAAUUAUACAUUUAAUGAUACUGCUCAAGUAAUUGUUCAGCCAACUGAACACAAUAUAAAGGCAGCAGAGGAAUGCUUGAGACUUCUACUAAAACAUUUUUAAUACAUCAGCACCAUUUAGAAAUAUUUUCUCCAACACCAUCAUUGUACAAAUGAAUAUUUAAUAUAUAGAUAUUUAGACAGUAUGUGAUUGAAUUUUCAGAUUUAUGCAUUGAUUAUGCCCAACAAGUUAUAUUUUAUGAAAGUUUAAUCAGAUACUGUAAAAACAAUUGUAACAAAUGAUUUUUGGAAUAUUAAAAUAUAGUUUAUACAUUAUAAUAAUUUUAUACACAAUAUAACAUAUAAUUAAA
Molecule: messenger RNA, 2709 nt
Organism: Trichogramma pretiosum
Lineage: Eukaryota; Metazoa; Arthropoda; Insecta; Hymenoptera; Trichogrammatidae
Product: group XV phospholipase A2-like
Exons: 6
Coding region: 442-1671 (409 amino acids)
Biological process (GO): lipid metabolic process
Source: RefSeq, a predicted model, not a curated record